Notolabrus celidotus (New Zealand spotty) is the source of this 2857-nucleotide messenger RNA. RefSeq names its product syntaxin binding protein 6 (amisyn) (gene stxbp6). The coding region runs from base 427 to 1059 and encodes 210 amino acids. Lineage: Eukaryota; Metazoa; Chordata; Actinopteri; Labriformes; Labridae. Gene Ontology annotation, cellular component: exocyst; plasma membrane. The transcript is spliced from 6 exons. Gene Ontology annotation, molecular function: phosphatidylinositol-4,5-bisphosphate binding. The record is from RefSeq and is a predicted model, not a curated record. Gene Ontology annotation, biological process: regulation of SNARE complex assembly; exocytosis; Golgi to plasma membrane transport.
ACGUGAUUGGCGGGAGAAAAUGUGUGUGCGUGUGUGUGUUUGUGUGUGUCUGGCUGGGAACCUGCUACUGGUUUCCCAUCUACCCACACACAUACACAUACAGACGCAGUUAGUCAGACAGACGGUCUCUCCGCAUAAACGGUAGACAGAGAGACAACAAACACUUCUUCUGCUGCUUAAAAAACAACAAUUGUUGUAGAAGUGAAGUCGACGUGAUGUUAAACGCGAAAUGCUACCGUUUAGUCUGAGGGGGGAGCUUACAGUGAGGAAAAGGCUGCUGAAAGUGGGUGAACUGUGACAGCAGCUGGAGAAAUUCACCGACGGAUUUGUUGACUGCACGUGGAAGUCAGCACUGAAACACAGCGGGUGACUCUCGUCCUCUCCACUUCAACUGCUGCCAGCUGAUCACUCCUGCGUACUUCAGAGAUGAGUGCCAAGUCAGCCAUCAGCAAGGAGGUCUUCAUACCCCACGAUGAGAAGAUGCUUGCUGCUGUGCAGGUGAAGCGGAGAACUAAGAAGAAGAUCCCGUUCCUGGCCACUGGUGGUCAGGGCGACUACAUGACGUUCAUCUGCCUCUCAGUGACAAAUAAGAAACCAUCCCAUUUAUCUAUUACCAAGGUGAAGCAGUUCCAAGGAUCUACUGCCUUCAUGAAAAGAUCACAUUGGACAAUUGACCAGCUACGGCAGGUCAACGGCAUUGACCCAAACAAAGACAGUCCAGAGUUCGACCUGACAUUUGAAAACGCUUUUGACCAGUGGGUCGCUGGAUCAGCGGGAGAGAAGUGCACCUUCAUUCAGAUUCUCUACCACACCUGCCAACGCUACAGCUCAGUACGGAAACCAGAGUUUGUCAACUGUCAGUCCAAACUGCUGGGGGGUAACAGUAUACUACACUCGGCUGCCGACAGCGUGACAAGCGCCGUACAGAAGGCCAGCCAGGCUUUGAACGAGCGCGGGGAGCGAUUAGGUCGGGCUGAGGAGAGGACCGCAGACAUGAUGAACAGCGCUGAACAGUUUUCUGUCACUGCGCACAAGCUUGCCAUGAAGCACAAGUGUUAAACCACUGCCAAAACCAACUGGGGGGAGGGGAUCAACAAAUCGCCAGUCGCUGUACAGGAGAAGGAUUCCAGAUUUGAUUCUUAAUCUAAGUUCUAAUACGAUUCCUAUGUGUUAACAAUGUUAACAUUUCAAUGUUUUUGCGUUGUGUUCUGAUUCAUCUUCGUGAUGCAUCAAACAGAAGGGGAGGAAUAGAGGUAAACGAUGCUAUAGCAGAAUGUUUCAUGCUUCUGUUUGCCUAAAUACAAAGCUCCAGCUAUGACUGUAUGUUAUAACUUCAGACACUGAACACACUUACACUUCUCAUAUGCUAAGACACUAAUGUGACCGCACACACUGACACGUCACUAUCAGCCAUCAAUUCAAGGCAGGCAGCAGCUGGUCUUGCAGGUUAUCAAUUGUUCAAAGGUUAUUUAUGAGCACUGCAGUGAUUAUGCAGUCUGAUUUGAGUGACUGGCUCUCUCAUAAUAUAUAUAUAACACAAACAAAGCUAAAAAUACCCUAGAUUAACUUACAUGACACUUUUUACCAGAAUUAAUAUAUUGGGUCUAACAGCAGGAUGCCAGAUAAACAGAAUACUCACAUCUGUGGAUAAAAAAUAUGACUUCUUAUCCUCAACAUGACUAAUUCCAAAUUGUGAAUUCUUUGAAUGCAUUUAAAGAAUCAUUUAAUGCUUCCGUUGCUCUUUUGACUUUUAGGCACUGCAGUCUGUCCCUCAGUUGUUCUGUCCAUAAUUUCAAAAUGUAAAAAAAAAACAGUAUUAGUCAAAUUGUUUUCAACAUCUUAUGUCAGAAAUUGCAUAUAAGACUGAAGGGAGUAAUGGGGGAGAAUAUACCUAUAACAACAGUGGAGUAUAAUAUACUGUCUGUCAGACUUGUCUAACUUUCAAAUACAACCAAAACUACAUGGUCUACAUUUGCCAACAUUUUUGAAGUGUACUUGAAAAACUGUGUUUUGAAAAUAAGCUUUUUAAAGUGAAAUAAUUUAUGUUGAAGGAAACGAGGGUGCAAUCCAGUAAACCAGCUUCUGCAUUGUAAAAAGCUGAACUUGUAAUUCCACAGUACUAUAUCUCAAUGUCUGUAGAGCUAAUCUGUCCCAUGACUAUGGGAUGUUUUUAAAUAACUCCUAGCUGUAUCUCAACAUUCAGUGGUUAUAUUUCAUGCUUUCAGUAUCUUUUGGAUUGGUCAUUAUAAUGAUGUAAACACAGGUAGAUACAGGGCAAAGUGUCUUAUAUGUCUGCAGCGGUGUGUAGUUGUGUAUUCUUUGUGUCAUUGCACUCACACUGACUGUAACUUUGGCUUCCUCACUGGUAAGACACCACCAUCACAAUCGAGAUGUAUGUGAUUUUUUUAAAUAUUUUGAAUUUUAUAAUUAAUGUUGUUACAAUGCACCAACAACCUUAUCUUGCAGAGCACUGUUGAGUUCACGAUGACACGUUCCAGCUGCCUAACUGUUAUUGUGCUUGUUAUCCUCUUUUAACACUUUGGAUGUUUUAUCGUUUAAUAAAAGAUGUAUAAAAAAUAGUGUCCUUUUUAUGCUCAGCUUUAACAGUUCCAUCAAACAAUGGACCAAGAUGUACAUUUGUUUUGAUGGGUGUUUAUCAUUGAUAUUACAUAUGUGUGUUUUACUCACGUAGUUUUUUCUCAACUCAUAAACGGUAAGCUGCCUAAAGCUUUUGUGAUUUUCUCUGUAGUGCUGCUUAAACAAUGCUCACAUCACUCUGAUCUCACCUCUUCAUCAUAGUGAACGAUGUCAAAUAAAGUCACAUCCACAAUCAAAAUAAAAUGGUUCUUUAUUAGUG